Molecule: messenger RNA, 2070 nt
Organism: Chironomus riparius
Lineage: Eukaryota; Metazoa; Arthropoda; Insecta; Diptera; Chironomidae
Source: the annotation of a GenBank genome assembly
AUAUUUGUGAUUUUCAGUAGAAAUAUUGCACAAUUCAGAAAAGCGAUGACUAUAAAUGACACGGAUUAGACUGGGUUUUGUUGGGGAUGGUCGUUUUAUUGAGGAAAUUGACAUUUCAUGACAUAAAUGUUAUUACCUUAAUAUUAUGUUUUAAAUUGGCUCUUAAUAUGUAUGUUAUGGAUUUAUUAUGGUUUUAUCAAGUUUGAUGAAGAGAACUGAGGAACUGACGCAUGUAAAGCAAUUGAGUUAAACAAUUUUAGCGUAUUUCAUAAUAUGAUUAAUUAAACUUACCACUCUUAAAUACUUGAAAUGAUUAUAAUUAAAAUUGUAUAAUUAAGUUUUUUAAGCACAAUUUAAAAAUAAAAGUUAAGUGAAGCAAUUAGGAAAAACAACAAAUUCAAAAAUAUGCACAAAACCCGGCAGCAAACACUAAAACGGUAACGACCUGGCUUUUAAAUGGUUUUUAAAUUUUAAAUUGCUUGACAGAAUUUUUAAAAAUAGAUUUUUGGUAACUUAAUCAGGGUUUUGACAAAAGAUAUAUGUGUUAAUAAGUUUUAAGCGCUGAAACGAUAGUGUUAAAUGUAUUAUAAUUAAUUGUGAAGCUGAUUUGCAUUGAAAAAGUUGCAAAAUAAUAAAUUCUCAAGAUGAACACAACGCCAAACAAAACAAAUUUAAAUAAAACUCCAAAUAAUUGGUCAUGGCUGGAAAAUACAAAUGAUUCUCCAUCGUCGAGUGAUGGGAUGUCUAAAAACUUAGAGAAUCAAGAUUUAAAUAAGAGUUUUGAUAGUGCAACAGCAAAUGGCAGAAGAGGCAGACCAAAAAGUGAAAUUUUAACAUCAUUAAUGCUCCAAGGAAGUACUUCUCCAUCGGCAAUCAAGUGUAAAUUCUGUAACCGUGUCUUCCCACGAGAUAAAUCACUAGCUGCACAUCUCCGCACUCAUACAGGAGAGAAGCCUUACAUCUGUGAUUUCCCACUAUGCUCUCGUGCAUUUACUCAAAGUGGACAGCUCAAAACUCAUCAGAGACUACAUACAGGCGAACGUCCUUUCAGUUGCAGUGCACCAAAUUGCCAAAUGAGAUUUACUCAUGCAAAUCGUCAUUGUCCUGAUCAUCCAUAUCAGGCAUUAAAGAGAUGUGAUGAUGAGUUCCUUUUAAAUCCACAACCAGAAGAGCAGAGCACAGAAAUCUUAAAAUGGCUUCAAAAGUAUCGUGAAGAAAGACAACAGCAAUUAAUUCAGGCACAAUCUCCAUCACCAAGUCCCAAUUCGACAGCUAGGAAGACUCCAAAACGUCCAUCGUCAUCAUCAAGCAUGAAAGGAAGUGACGAGAAUAAGAGGAGAGUUUUUAGUAAAUCUAUAAUUGAUUUAAAGGCACAGGAAAAUUGUGAUAUAAGCAGUAGCAGCAGCAGCAACCACAACAAUAAGGAAUUGAUUGCAAUGUCGCCGAGUAAGGCAGCUAGGAAAGGCUUUAUGUGUGAAAUGGAUAUGAAUGCUGGAAAGGCAGAAAAUAUUCAAAGCUCAACACCAAUUCAGAAACAAAAUUAUGCUUCAGAUGCUAUAGAUCUUGCCAUUAUUGGAAGUCCAGUUUCGACAAAUAAACCAAAACAUUGUAGACCCAAAAUUAUUCUAUGGAAGGAACCGAUGGAUGAUAAUGAUGAGGAAGAAUCGUCACUUAAUAAUGACGAGAAUAUCCUUAAACCGACAGAAAUUAGUGGACCCAGUGAAAAGAAUUUAUCGGUUCCAUCGCCCAAGAAAUUAUUUAAUCCAAAAAAGAAAUGGUUGCGUGAAGCAUGCCAAGAUUUAGGAACUCAGCCGUUGGAUUUUGGAACUAAUCAUCCACUUUAUAAUAGACUUCAAACGCAGGCUGUUAAUGAAACAAUGACUAAUAAUCCACAAUUAUUGAGCUUAUCGAAUAAUCAUAUUGUAAGGCCGAGUGUAAUAAUAAUGGCUAAAGAAAAGAAGGAAUGAAUCGUCAUGUCUAAGUUUUUGCACAAGUUUUUUUUCUCUCGUACCUACAUAAAGUUUUAUUAAAUGCACAGAUAUAGAUAUAGAGAAUGUUGUGUAUAUGAUU